This is a messenger RNA of Cooperia oncophora, 639 nucleotides long. The record is from the annotation of a GenBank genome assembly. NCBI's taxonomy places the organism in Eukaryota, Metazoa, Nematoda, Chromadorea, Rhabditida, Trichostrongylidae.
AUGUCAUCGCUCUACUCCACCGGAUACGCUGUAAUGUGCCUUUGUGGAGCGUUACUAGGCCAUGAGGACGUGCUCGGUCACUCGCUGUCUCUACUUCUGUUCGUACCAGUAAUUCCUGGUGUGCUCUCUACCUUGGCGAUUGUGCUUAUGCCAGAAACUCCAAAAUUUCUCAUGAUAUCGAGGCCAUUGGAGAGUAAAAACACCGAAGUGAAGGAGCCUGAAGGAGGGAUCAAGGCCGUCCUUACCACCAAACAUCUGCGGGGCGCCUUCGCAAUCUCCGUUGCCGUCCUUAUUCUGACCCUACCAUUCUAUCCAAUUCUACAAAACAGCACCCACUUCUUCACACACCUUCAAGUUCCAAAAUCUGAUGGUGUCCUUUACAGCAACAUUGCACAACUUUCGUCUUCCUUGUUGAUGGUACUUCUCACCUGUUCCUGCAUCACAUCUACGUGUAUUGUUGAUAAGCUUCCAAGAAGGGUCGGUGUCGGACCGGUUGCAUGGUUUAUCUCACCUGAGUUGGUACCCCUACAGUACCGAUCAGCCAUGUUCUGCUUAUGUUACGCUGUACAUAGUGUGCUCGUCGUACUCACCAAUUUCGCCACAAUACCUCUGCUUGGAGUGAGUUUGACUCAUCAAUAA